Molecule: messenger RNA, 1155 nt
Organism: Penicillium samsonianum
Lineage: Eukaryota; Fungi; Ascomycota; Eurotiomycetes; Eurotiales; Aspergillaceae
Exons: 1
Coding region: 1-1155 (384 amino acids)
Source: RefSeq, a predicted model, not a curated record
AUGGAUCACAGAGGUCUUUAUUGUCCAGGCGAGUUGGACGUGUUGUAUCAGGACCGGAAUAGAUCAGAGGCUACAAUUUGUCUCCCAUCGCCCUCACCUGCAAAGCGAGGAUCAUCUUACUACCCGGCCGGCCCAAAGGUCCUAGAAGAGUCAAAUCUCGAUCCCUUUUACCUCGAAGAAUCAUUGGCUGCCACACCAUCUUGGAAUCCUUACACAUCGGACAUGCGCAAUGAUAGUUUUGAAGACGAAAACCAAUACUACACCCUAUCCUUGACCCACAACAAGGACAUCCGGAACCCAUUACAUUACCCCGGACCAGAUCGCUCCACACUCGCACAAGUAGAGUUGGAGAACAGCUUGAGAUUCCACCGAUAUACUCCCUCGACGGAGGAACGCAGCCCGCUGCACAGCAGCCAGGUCUCGUUCAGCUCCGUUCAAACAGACAGCACCACUCCCGACUUGACGCCUAGCACCUCUUUCUCUUCUUCCUACGAUUCAUCUAGCUGCCCUGACGCCGUCCUUGAGGCGACUCAGCAGCUGUACAAGCACGCACAACAGGACCAGGUCCAGAUUGAGCCCCGUCGCCGCUUCUAUCUCCCUGCCUCUACACCACCUACAUACUCUCUUCCCCCUCCACCUCCCCCGCCGGUGGCUCCUCUUAACCCGGCGGAUACCCGUCCAACUACACCUUGCUUCCAACACUCAAACGACUCUACUACUACCAUCACCAUGGGCUACGAGGAUAUUACAGGUUCCUGCUCCUCGCGGUCCCGCCGCAGGAAGGCGCCUCCUGCCGUUCUCAACCUGUCGCGUGCCGGAAGUUCCCCAAGCGCAGCCCGUCGGAAGCAAUCCAGUCCUGGAACCCGCCCUCCCCUAGAUGCUUCAAUGAUCUCCCCUCCAUGCUUGAUCAACCCCGUUACCAUGGAACCUCACAUGACCCACUUUGACCACCCUCUCUUCAUCCCCGCCAACGACUGCCCUAGUCCCGUUCCUAGCCCAGUGGCUAGCUCCCCCCCAUCUCCCGCCAGUGGACCGCAACCUCAAUGGAGCGGCCUUCAAUUUCUACUAUCGAUGCCUUCUGCGAGCAAUCCGUAUGGGAGUCCGAUUCCGAUUGCGAGUCUGCUGGCCGUAAAUCCAUGUCUCGCCGGCCCAUAG